Molecule: messenger RNA, 2813 nt
Organism: Phialemonium atrogriseum
Lineage: Eukaryota; Fungi; Ascomycota; Sordariomycetes; Cephalothecales; Cephalothecaceae
Product: OPT oligopeptide transporter
Exons: 7
Coding region: 363-2756 (797 amino acids)
Biological process (GO): transmembrane transport
Cellular component (GO): plasma membrane
Molecular function (GO): oligopeptide transmembrane transporter activity
Source: RefSeq, a predicted model, not a curated record
GGGGCAGUUAAGCGACGGUUCACGAUUGCCAACUGAAGGCGUGCGAUGGCACAAAUCUCGGGCUGCAUCACAUCACUGACCGCCUUGUUACACGAUGUGCAUCGUGGAGAGUGGAUGGUUCAUAUGUGCCUGGAUUAGAUAUUAGAGCGGGCAUAUGGAAAAUCUUAAUUAUGAGGCGAGCCGCCGACGCCGACGCGACAAAGUUUUGUGUUUGCACAGCUCCCUCCGCCCCCUCAGGCGACUGCCAUUACCAUUGCCAUUGCCAUUGCCAUUGCCAUUGCCAUUGCAAUUGCUUCUUGGCAACGGACGGGUUUCUGUGGUUCUCCUAGGCCCCACUCAACCAGAGCAGGCAGUAGAGCAACAUGCCUUCCCCUGUCGCCGACGCCGUCGAGGCCGAGGUCGUCUCGGUCCCAAGCAACGAGGUCGUCUCGGUCCCAAGCCACGAGGACAACAUCGACGAGAAGAUCCACCUCGCUGUCGACGACGAAAAGACCGGCAAACAUGGUGCGCUGGAUACCGAGAUCAAAGCUGUCCCCCCCCUGUACGAUAGCGAAAAUCACGACAAGGACUCUGACAGUGACGACGUUAUCAUCAUCACGGGUGCCGAUGCGGCGGCACAUCUGCUGCCGCUGCGGGACGAUGGCGAGCCCGCUUUGACCUUCCGAAGUCUCUUCUUGGCCACGGGUCUCUCGGGCUUCCAGGCCGUCAUGACGCAGAUCUACAAUUUCAAACCGACUCCAGUGGACAUUUCGGGGACUUUUAUCGUCCUCAUCGCCUACUUUUUGGGCAAAGCAUGGGCCGCCUUUCUGCCCCGCGGUGAUCGAUUCGAGGCUCGAUGGCGGGAGAAAGGUGGUCUGGGCAAACCUCCCCGAUGGAUCAGGCUCCUCUCCCUUUUCAACCCUGGGCCCUGGAACCUGAAAGAGCACGCAAUAUGCGCCAUCACUGCCACGUCCGCCUCCAACGCUUCCGUGAGCGUUACCGUGUUUGCCGCACAAGACCUCUUCUACGACCUCCCCGUGAGCGCCACCACCGUCAUCUUGAGCGUCAUCUCGAUUGGGCUGUUUGGCUACGGCAUCUGCGGCGUCAUGCGCCCCAUUGGCGUCUGGCACGUCGACGCAGUCUACUGGGGCACUCUUCCCACGGUCAAAACCCUCCAGGGACUCCAUUGGCAGGACGUGAAGAACUCCAAGCCCCUCCGAUUCUUCUGGUACAGCUUUGCGGCCAUGUCCGUCUACGAGUUCUUCCCCGCCUACAUCUUCCCGUGGCUCAACUCAGUCUCCAUCCCCUGCCUCGCCGCAAUGCACGCUACUGGCGCCAAGGCAGCUGUGCUCACAAAUAUCUUCGGCGGAGCCAACAAUAACGAGGGGUUGGGACUUUUCAGUCUGUCCUUUGACUGGCAAUAUAUCACUUCGUUCAACACCUCUCUUCCUCUCAAGCUGCAAGCCCAUGCAGCUGUGGGGUAUCUUGCCUGCUUUGCCGCAAUGCUUGGCAUCUACUACACCAAUGCCUGGGAAUCCAAGUCGCAGCCCUUCAUGUCGACGCGUCUUCGAUCCGAGGACGGUUCAACGUACCCCAUCACGAAAGUCUUCACCGGUGGCGUGCUCAACAAGGAGGCCUUGGCCAAGUACGGUAUUCCCAGACUCACGGGGAGUUUCGCGUACGCAAUGUUCAUGGCGAAUGCUGCUAUCGGCGCCCUGGUUGCCCACUGCUUCCUCUUCUGGGGCGGGGACGUCGCCAGGGCGUACAAGAGCGCGAAAAGCGGGAGAUACGACGAUCGACAUCAUGCGCACAUGGCUGCGAAUUACAAGGAGACACCAUGGUGGUGGUACGUUGCCGUGCUUGUCAUCAGUUUUGUGCUUGGACUCGUCGUCGUCACCAAGGAGAACAUUACCCUUCCAGUUUGGGCGUACAUUGUCUCGCUACUGCUGGGAAUAUUCAUUGCACCCUUUAGCACCAUUCUCUUUUCCCGGUACGGCAACGGCAUUGCUACGAACAACUUGUCGAAGAUGCUGGCGGGUCUGAUGAUCCCUGAUCGCCCCGUUGGUAACAUGUACUUUGCCGCAUGGUCGCAUAAUGUGAUCUCGAACGCGGUGAGCCUGUCCAACGACCUGAAGAUGGGCGAAUACCUCAAGAUUCCUCCCCGUGUCAUGUUCCUUACUCAAAUCUAUGGUACCAUCUUGGGCGGCUUCGUCAACUACGCCGUCAUGAUUUCCAUUGUGGCCGGCAAUCGCGAACUCCUCACCGACAGCAACGGCAACAGUUCCUGGAGCGGUGCGACCAUCCAGUCGUACAAUACUAACGCAAGCUCUUGGGCACUGGCCGGCUAUCUCUACAAACCUGGCCGCAUGUACGAGAUGGUGCCAAUAGGGCUGGGUAUUGGAGCCGGUGUAGUUGUCCUCCACCGCAUCUUUGUAUAUUUCGUCCCCAAGAUUCGAGGCUUCGCCACCACGGAGAUCAACAUGCCCCAGUUCAUCCAAUACGCGGGCUACAUCCCCUACAACGCGUCUCAGACCUGCGUCAUCUUCAGCCAGAUCCUUACCGGGUUCUUCACCCAGUUCUACCUCCGGAACUACCGCCCGCGCAUCUUCAAGGACUACUCGUACUUGGUCACCGGCGCCUUCGACGGUGCCAGUCUCGCGGUGCUCUUCAUCCUGUCCUUUGCCGUCUUCGGCGCUGGUGGUCCUUCUGUUCCUUUUCCCACGUGGUGGGGCAACAAUGAGGAUGGUUUCUACGAUCAUUGCCCUGUGGCUGAGUAGGCACAGCUUGUUGGACGUAACUGCUUUUCUGUUAGCUAUCUCUAAGGAGGUUUACAC